AUGGCAAACAAACAAUCCAAAGUCGAUUCAUUAGAAGAACGAAUUUCCAAGCUUGUAGCUGAGAAUGAUAUACUUAGACGGGAAAACACUGAGAUCAAGUCUGAGAAGCUAAUUUCGGAUUUGAUGGUUUCAGCUGAAAAGCAAAGAUUAGCAUUAAUUUCACAAAACAGCGAUGAAUUAGCUUAG
Messenger RNA from Ambispora gerdemannii, 186 nucleotides. The record is from the annotation of a GenBank genome assembly. NCBI's taxonomy places the organism in Eukaryota, Fungi, Glomeromycota, Glomeromycetes, Archaeosporales, Ambisporaceae.